CAUGUAUUUAUUUGAAUUUAGGUGCAAAAACAGCUUAUGCUCUUAAAGCCUAGGCUACUGAAAAAAUAUGCUUCUUCGCAUUUUAACUCCAUUAUUUACAAUUGAUAUAUACUCCGGCACACAUGUCAAAUGUAUUGAUCUUUGAGGAUACUAGAGUCACAUCUGCAAUGUGUUCUAGAGCAGCAUACUUCAAGGGGCGUUCCCUCCAAACCAAUCAGAACGCUUGAUUUAGCAGCUGGCCAGAUGUGAUCCGAUAGCUCCUGGCAGUUUAGCUUAAACCAAAGUUAUGACGUACAUGAGUGGGUUUGGGAACGAGUUUUCCUCCGAGGACUCUCGUUGUCCAGGAUCCCUACCUGAAGGACAGAACAACCCUCAGGUAUGUCCAUAUGGCCUAUAUGCUGAGCAACUCUCUGGCUCCGCCUUCACCUGCCCACGGCCAGCCAAUAAAAGGAGCUGGCUCUAUCGUAUUUUGCCAUCCGUCCGACACAAGCCGUAUGCUGCAAUGGACUGUGGAGACCUGACGGAAAACUGGAACGAAGUGGAACCUGAUCCUAACCAGAUGAGGUGGCUUCCAUUCACCAUACCAAAAUUCUCAGAGAAGAAAGUGGACUUUGUGAUGGGUCUACACACGCUGUGUGGUGCUGGAGAUGCCAAGUCUCGUAACGGGAUCGCCAUCCACAUGUUCACCUGCAACACCUCCAUGAUGGACAGAUGUUUCAACAACUCUGAUGGAGACUUUCUUAUUGUGCCCCAGCAGGGAGAGAUCCUUGUCACCACAGAGUUUGGGAAGAUGAUGGUCGAGCCAAACGAGAUCUGUGUUAUUCAGCAAGGGAUGCGCUUCAGUGUGGCUGUGUUUGGGGAGACCCGAGGCUAUGUGCUCGAGGUGUACGGGGCCCACUAUGAGCUCCCAGAUCUGGGACCUAUAGGAGCCAAUGGGCUGGCCAAUCCCAGAGACUUCCUGGUCCCUGUCGCAUGGUAUGAGGACCGCACAGUGGCCACAGGUUACACAGUCAUCAACAAGUACCAGGGCAAGCUGUUCUCCAGCCAACAGGAUUUCUCUCCCUUUAACGUGGUGGCAUGGCAUGGUAACUACACACCUUACAAAUAUAACCUGGACAACUUCAUGGUCAUUAACUGUGUGGCCUUUGAUCAUGCGGAUCCUUCUAUCUUCACCGUGCUUACAGCCAAGUCCAAUCGCCCGGGAGUAGCCAUCGCCGACUUUGUCAUCUUCCCUCCGCGCUGGGGUGUGGCUGAUCGCACCUUCCGCCCCCCCUACUACCACCGUAACUGCAUGAGUGAGUUCAUGGGGCUGAUCAAAGGUCACUAUGAGGCCAAGGAGGAGGGCUUCCAACCAGGAGGGGGCAGUCUCCACAGCAUGAUGACCCCACACGGGCCAGACGGAGACUGUUUCGAGAAGAGCAGCACGGCUGCUCUCAAACCAGAGAGGGUGGCUGAGGGGACCAUGGUAACAGGCAUACACUUUGUUCCAGCUCAGUGCCAGUAUAUGGCCUUCAUGUUUGAGUCCUCCUUCAGCAUGGCGGUGACUAGGUGGGGCCUGGACACAUGCCAGAGGCUGGACAAGAGCUACUACCAGUGUUGGGAAACCCUCCGCAGUCACUUCAACCCAAACUGGAGGCCCAGCAAACAGUAGAAAAAUAUAAGAGUAUACUGCCACACAGUGGUUGGCUGCCAUAAAUAAGGUUUGCAGCUAAUAAGUAAAUGUGUACUGAUAUGUUUAAUAGAUGGCCACAAUUCCAAAAUGUUUUGAUGAAUUUAAGCCUUGUGAUCAUAUGUUGAUAGAUCUUUCAUGAACCACUCAGUAAAUGUUCUAUAAUACAGAGAAUUUAAAAUAAAUCAAUUUGGAUCCCA
Messenger RNA from Hypomesus transpacificus, 1869 nucleotides. It is a transcript of the gene hgd, whose product is annotated as homogentisate 1,2-dioxygenase. The transcript is spliced from 14 exons. The record is from RefSeq and is a predicted model, not a curated record. Gene Ontology annotation, molecular function: homogentisate 1,2-dioxygenase activity. Bases 287 to 1651 code for a protein of 454 amino acids. Gene Ontology annotation, biological process: L-phenylalanine catabolic process. Gene Ontology annotation, cellular component: cytoplasm. Lineage: Eukaryota; Metazoa; Chordata; Actinopteri; Osmeriformes; Osmeridae.